Molecule: messenger RNA, 1223 nt
Organism: Amyelois transitella
Lineage: Eukaryota; Metazoa; Arthropoda; Insecta; Lepidoptera; Pyralidae
Product: pancreatic lipase-related protein 2
Exons: 8
Coding region: 107-1078 (323 amino acids)
Molecular function (GO): lipase activity
Source: RefSeq, a predicted model, not a curated record
ACCACACGACAAUUGUUCUAAUCACUAGCCACAAUCAAUUGAUAAGUGUUAGUAUUUAAUACGGUUGAUAUAUUGAUAAUAUUCCAUUCACUAAAGAUUGUUUAUCAUGGCUGGAACAACGUUCACUUUGUUAUUUACCGUCUUCACUUUAGCUCUAGCAGAUCCUCUGAGGACUGCCCAGCCUGUCCAAUUGGGAAAACCUGUGGAUCCUGAAGAAAUCCGAGGUGGAAACACCAACAUUCUGAACAGCGAUGUUGACCAGGAGAAGUUGACCAGAUACAACCCUCUGCAGAGUAACCAGUACCAUUUGUUCACCAGGCGUAACCCAACAACCAGCCAGCCUCUGCUGGUCUUCAACAACGGGAUCCUGCAGAACUCUAACUAUGACAAAACCCGCAGAACUGUGAUGCUGAUCCACGGGAGCGAUGGGAACGCUACUUCAGCUUUCAACCUUGUCUUGGUUCCAGCGAUCCUGACCGCUUCUGAUUUAAAUCUGAUCGUGGUUGAUUGGUCCGAGGGCACCGACCUUGGAUUACCUGGAGUCGUUGUUUCUGCAAACAGCGUAGCCCAGUUCGUUAUCUGGUUGAUGGGGGAGGCCGAGGGUUACGAGGAGGACUACCACCUCAUCGGGCUCGGUGUCGGUGGACAGUUCGCGGCAAUCGCCAGCAGAUUAGCCGGAAGACUCGGCCAUGUUACUGCCCUGGACCCUCCCACGUGGCAAGACGAAGAGAGACUCCGCAUUGGAGACGCUAUGUUCGUGGAAGUUGUCUUCACGAAUUCAGAAGGAGACCUCGACGAGGUGUACGGUCAAGUGGACUUCUAUCCAAACGGAGGACGCAACAUGCCUGGCUGUGGUGGGGAUUGGGCUUGUAAUCAUGCCAGGUCCUAUUUUUACAUGGCCGAAUCAAUAGUGAGCGGCGGUUUCACGGGAACUCAGUGCGCGUCAGUGAACGACGCUUUGGACGGUAGUUGUGACUUGUCCGGUAUUUUGCAAAUGGCCGCACCUUACGCUAGUUACACAGCUCGCGGCAUCUUCCACUUGGAAACAAAUGCUGCCCCGCCAUUCUCUCAAGGCUGAUAUUUGAUGAGGAAACUUUUAAGUCGUGAUGAAGAAUUCCGAUUUAUAUAAUUAUCCGUCUUGGAAAUUCUGAAACAGUUUUUUAAAAUUAUUUUUCAAGAGAAUGACAUUAUGCAGCUCUUAUUGAAUAUACUCAUUUUUUCAA